Cladophialophora psammophila CBS 110553 is the source of this 885-nucleotide messenger RNA. RefSeq lists its product as uncharacterized. Bases 1 to 885 code for a protein of 294 amino acids. Lineage: Eukaryota; Fungi; Ascomycota; Eurotiomycetes; Chaetothyriales; Herpotrichiellaceae. The record is from RefSeq and is a predicted model, not a curated record. The transcript is spliced from 3 exons.
AUGUUGACUUGGACAAAGGAAGAAGAUGUUCGCGGCGCCCUUAUCGAAAUCGACCUUCGUCAAAUGUUUGGGAGAGAAAGAGAAAUCAAAGAAUGUGGUCGACUGGCAGGCAACAAGGAAGUCGAAUUCGAUCGCCAUGCUGACCUUUUGUGUCUCACGCGCCCGAUCUGGAUGCCCGAGAAGCGAGUAUAUCUCCUGAACUCCAGCGAAACAUUGAGAGUCGAGCAAUCACAUUCAUUGCUACCAAUAGCUAUCGGGUCAAAACUCUUCGUCUUGCCAGAAUAUUUUAUUCACAAUGCACCUCCCUCGGGAGAAAUCCGAUCCCGGCUGAACAACGUCUUCAACCACGAAAUAUCCGAAGAAAGGAAGACUGAGAUAUUUGGCCUAGCGGUGAAUAUACCCGAAAGCUUCCGCAGAGCCCUUCGAGUGAAUGCGAGAGAAGAUGACUUAGUAGAGCCGAUAAUUCAGGCUCUCGAAAGAAUGAAUAAGGACAAUGUCUUGGCGGUUCGGAGAAAGGCUGACUUCGUCGCGACUCUAAAGCCUGAUUUUCAGCCAAAUGCACCAGGUCUGGGACUUCGACGCCAUGCCAAUGGUGAGGCAGAUGGUGCCGUCGAUCAGCCUGGCAAGCGACAAAAGGCAAGCGACGGGCUUCCUCUCCCCCAAGUCAAAUCAUCUUCUUUGGCUUUAGCUACAACUCCAUCCAAGGGCAAACCACCCUGCACUCUCAAGACUUCUCGUCCUGAUAUGACGAUCGGUCUUGACGACUCGACGAUACAUAACUCAUUGUGGAAGCGGAGGGCGAGCAAGUCUAAGGCGUCGGACUUCCUUGAAGCCUUGCAAGACGAUGGGCAUACUUCUCUCCGACCCCCGCGCAGAGCGACCUAA